Molecule: messenger RNA, 2833 nt
Organism: Peromyscus leucopus (white-footed mouse)
Lineage: Eukaryota; Metazoa; Chordata; Mammalia; Rodentia; Cricetidae
Gene: Flcn
Product: folliculin
Exons: 13
Coding region: 219-1961 (580 amino acids)
Biological process (GO): positive regulation of transforming growth factor beta receptor signaling pathway; negative regulation of transcription by RNA polymerase II; positive regulation of GTPase activity
Cellular component (GO): cytosol
Molecular function (GO): GTPase activator activity
Source: RefSeq, a predicted model, not a curated record
GGGCGGCUCGCUAGGGACGGCCUCCCGGCCCCCGACAGUCACGAGUGGGUUCCGGCCCGGCAUCCAGGAGACGGCGAGCGCCCGUGUUGGAAAACAUCAAGUCUUUGAAUUUGAGUGCAGUUGCCAGCUCAUCCGGCAGGAUUUGUGCGUGGUCUGGUCUAGGCAGGAUGGCGGAAUUGUGAUCUGUGGAGCGGAAGGCCCUGGCAUCUCCGAGCACCAUGAAUGCCAUCGUCGCUCUGUGCCACUUCUGCGAGCUCCAUGGCCCCCGCACCCUCUUCUGCACCGAAGUUCUACACGCUCCCCUGCCCCAGGGUGCUGGAAGCGGGGACAGUCCUGGCCAGGUUGAGCAGGCUGAGGAAGAAGAGGGUGGCAUCCAGAUGAGCAGCCGGGUCCGUGCCCACAGCCCAGCCGAGGGUGCCAGCACCGAGUCCAGCAGCCCCGGGCCCAAGAAAUCGGACAUGUGUGAGGGCUGCCGAUCACUUGCUGUAGGGCACCCGGGCUAUAUCAGUCAUGAUAAGGAGACCUCUAUUAAGUACGUCAGUCACCAGCACCCCAACCACCCCCAGCUCUUCAGCAUUGUCCGCCAGGCCUGUGUCCGGAGCCUGAGCUGUGAGGUGUGCCCUGGUCGCGAAGGCCCUAUCUUCUUUGGGGAUGAACAGCAUGGCUUUGUGUUCAGCCACACCUUCUUCAUCAAAGACAGCCUGGCCAGAGGCUUCCAGCGCUGGUACAGCAUCAUCGCCAUCAUGAUGGAUCGAAUCUACCUCAUCAACUCCUGGCCCUUCCUCCUGGGGAAGAUCCGCGGGAUCAUCAAUGAGCUCCAGGGCAAGGCCCUCAAGGUGUUUGAGGCAGAGCAGUUUGGAUGUCCACAGCGUGCCCAGAGGAUGAACACAGCCUUCACACCCUUCCUGCACCAGAGGAACGGCAACGCAGCCCGCUCCCUGACCUCCUUGACCAGUGACGACAACUUGUGGGCGUGUCUGCACACUUCCUUUGCCUGGCUCCUGAAGGCGUGUGGUAGCCGACUGACAGAAAAGCUGUUGGAGGGUGCACCCACAGAAGACACCCUGGUCCAGAUGGAGAAGCUUGCUGACUUAGAGGAAGAAUCAGAAAGCUGGGACAAUUCUGAGGCUGAAGAGGAGGAGAAGGCUGCUGUUAGGCCCGAGGGGGCCGAAGGGCGUGAGCUGCCCCCCUGCCCGGCGGCGGAGUCAUCCUUCCUCUCAGCCUGUGGGAGCUGGCAGCCCCCAAAGCUUUCUGUCUUCAAGUCCCUCCGACACAUGAGACAGGUCUUGGGGGCCUCCUCUUUUCGUAUGUUGGCCUGGCAUGUCCUCAUGGGAAAUCAGGUGAUCUGGAAAAGCAGAGAUGUGCACCUCGUCCAUUCCGCAUUUGAAGUCCUCCGGACCAUGCUGCCUGUCGGCUGUGUCCGAAUCAUCCCUUACAGCAGCCAGUACGAGGAGGCCUAUCGCUGCAACUUCCUGGGGCUCAGCCCUCCCGUGCCUAUCCCCGCUCAUGUGCUGGCCUCGGAGUUUGCCGUAGUUGUGGAGGUCCACACGGCCACACGCUCAAACCUCCACCCAGCUGGAUGCGAGGACGACCCGUCCCUCAGCAAGUACGAGUUUGUGGUGACCAGUGGGAGCCCUGUGGCCGCAGACAGAGUUGGGCCCACCAUCCUGAAUAAGAUUGAAGCAGCCCUGACCAACCAGAACCUGUCUGUGGACGUGGUGGACCAGUGCCUCAUCUGUCUCAAGGAAGAGUGGAUGAACAAAGUGAAAGUCCUCUUUAAAUUCACCAAGGUGGACAGUCGCCCCAAGGAGGACACGCAGAAGCUCCUGAGCGUCCUCGGCGCCUCAGAGGAAGACAACGUCAAGCUGCUCAAGUUCUGGAUGACCGGCCUGAGCAAAACCUACAAGUCACACCUCAUGUCCACAGUCCGCAGCCCCACUGCCUCUGAGUCACGGAACUGACUCUGAGAACACCCGGGAGGAGGCGCUCGUCCCAGAUCUGUGGGAGAGACUGCGCUCGGUGAAGCCCUGUUUGAGGAGUGAAGACUUCUGGGCUAGGCUCUGUCCUCUCCGUGAGGCUCUGUGUUAUCCCAUAGCUACCGAAAUGUAGGGGAGACAGAGACGGUGGUCCCUCUGCAUCACACUGCCCCGUCAGGGAUUGUCAAGACGUGCUUUGUGCCUCUUGAGGACAGAGACUCAGAACUGACUGGGGUGGAUCAUGUCAGCCUGACUCGGAGGUCUUCCUGAUGCAUGCGUCCACUCGGGGUUAGGAGCAGGCCUUCCCACUGUGGAGGCCAGCAAGCAUCCUGCAUCGUUUGUGUUUGCUGGGUUGUGGAAUUCUCGGGUCAUGUGCCCACCAUGGCAUCUGGUCAGCUUGCCAGCUUGUGGAUACAUCGAAACCAUGGCUGUUCUUUUUGUUUUUUUGUUUUAAUUUUGUUAUUUUUGAGUCAGGGUCUUAUUCUGUAUCCCAGCCUGGUUUAGAACUCACAGUGUGGCCUGUGCUGGUUUUACACUUGUAGCAAUCCUCCUGUUUCAGCUUCCCAAGUGCUGGGAUUACAGAACUGAGCCACCAGGACUUCACAUUGCUCUCUUUACUGCUGCUGCUGCAGCUGCAGCAUUAACCAGUGAUUGCAGAAUAUGGUGGUCUUAAGACAGAUGGUCUCCCACCAAUGCAGUUUUAAUAAGGAUGCCGCUUGGAAGAGUGUUCCCCAGUUUGUUUUUAUAGUAUUUUUGGUGUUUAUGUAUAUUUAACAUGAAGACUAAGCUUAUGUGUCUUGGUCUCUGUAUCACUGAAACAUAAUAAAUCUGUAUUUUUUUAAACUGCUGACUACCAA